Molecule: messenger RNA, 1372 nt
Organism: Camellia sinensis
Lineage: Eukaryota; Viridiplantae; Streptophyta; Magnoliopsida; Ericales; Theaceae
Product: GDSL esterase/lipase At5g03610
Molecular function (GO): hydrolase activity, acting on ester bonds
Source: RefSeq, a predicted model, not a curated record
CUAUAUAACCCCCAAGCCUUGUGAUUCUAAUAUCAGUCCUCUCCUCCAUCCUCUCUCUCUCUCUCUCUCUCAUGGAGACACAAAACCUCUUUUUCUUCUCCCUUUGUUUCUUCCUCUUUUCCCUUCUCACAGGGAAUCAAAGUGUGCAAGGUUCUUCUCAUCACCAUCACUACCAGCUCCACCAUGGUCUGUAUGGUUUUCAGCCAACGAAGCUGUUCGUAUUCGGGGACUCGUAUGCAGAUACAGGAAACACCAGGAUAAAAAACUCUAGUUCUUGGAAGUUCCCCUAUGGUAUUACCUUUCCUGGAAAACCAACCGGCCGUUUCUCAUCGGGUCGUGUCCUCACUGAUUACAUUGCUAAGUCUCUGGGAUUAAAGACUCCGAUUGCAUACAGAUGGACAAACUAUGAACCAGAUCAUGUGCAAUAUGGGAUAAAUUUUGCAUAUGGAGGGACUGGUGUGUUCAAAACAUUGCUUCCGGGACCAAACAUGACAACACAGAUUGACAUUUUCCAAAGCCUUAUCAAUGAUGGUUCUCCUAUCUACAACACAUCAGACUUGCAGUCCUCUUUGGCACUAGUCACUCUUUCUGGCAAUGACUACAGUGCAUACGUCGCUAAAGGCGGCUCUCAAACGGAUUUGGAAACAUUCAUAAAUCUGGUAGUGAAUCAACUUAAGACGAACUUGGAACGCAUUCAUGGGACGGGAGUAAAAAAAGUAGCAGUAGCAGCUCUGCAGCCCCUUGGAUGUCUCCCUGGCCGCACCAUUCAAAAUUCUUUCCAACAAUGCAAUGAUACUGACAACAAAGCUGCCACUUAUCACAACCGCUUACUCACUGAAGCUGUGGCAAACCUCAACAAUGGCACCAAUGACUCCCCAUUUGUCAUCCUUGAUCUUUAUGACUCUUUCAUUUCAGUACUCCAGAACAAAUCAGGAAGUGUGAAGUUUGAGACUCCAUUGAAGCCAUGUUGUUUAGGUAUAAGCAGUGAGUAUUCAUGUGGUGACAUCGAUGACAAAGGAGAAAAGCUGUACACAGUGUGUGAAAACCCCGAAAAUGCAUUCUUUUGGGACAUGUAUCAUCCAACACAAGCUGGAUGGCAUGCAGCGUUCUUAGCUCUGAAUUCCCCUCUUUGAACAAAAAUUAUUUACUCUCUACAGAUCACUUGGCCAGAAAUAAACUUGGUGGUGUUAAUUUGUUUGUAAUUCCUUUCAUUUUAUUUGUUAUUAAAAACUUGUAUUAGAGCUUCUACUAGUUUUAUUUUAAAUUUGUAAUAACAAUAAAUAUCCAUGUCCAUAUCAUGGGUGCCACAAUUCUGGUGUAACCUGAAUUGUUCAAGUGUCACAAAUAAGAGCAACCCCAGUGGUUAUUAUCA